Impatiens glandulifera is the source of this 543-nucleotide messenger RNA. RefSeq lists its product as uncharacterized. The record is from RefSeq and is a predicted model, not a curated record. The transcript has a single exon. The coding region runs from base 1 to 543 and encodes 180 amino acids. Lineage: Eukaryota; Viridiplantae; Streptophyta; Magnoliopsida; Ericales; Balsaminaceae.
AUGUCUCUCCUAAGAAAGAUCUUUAUGUUCACGAAGAAGAACUAUGACAAAUGGAAGAUAAGAAUGCAAGCGCAUUUGGCCUCCCUAGAUGAUGACAUGUGGUAUGUCAUCACUGACGGCCCAAUGAAAAUCAUGAAGGCCAACUCCACCACAACCUCCGAUGGUACUCCUUUGAUGAAGGAGAAACCAAUGUAUGAGUGGACCUCUGAAGAGAAGAGGAACAACAACCUUGAAAAUAUGGCCAAAGACAUUCUUUAUAAGACACUAGAUAAUAACAUGUUCAGCAAGAUCAAGGCCUGCUUUUCUGCUAAAGAAAUUUGGGAGAAGCUGACUCAACUCUAUGAGGGAAACGAACAACCAAAACAAAACAAGCUGAUGGUUGUCACGCAUAAUUUUGAAAAAGUAAAGAUGCGUUCUAGAGAGACAAUGACUGAAUUUGAUGAAAGAUUCAGUAUCAUUGUCAUCGAGCUCUUAACUUUGGGGAAGACCUAUAGAAACCGUGAGGUUGUUACCAAAGUCUUGCGAGCUCUACCCAGAGAAUGA